GAACAUUACCCCGGAGCACCUUACCGCCUUGCAUGGGCCGCACACACCAACAUGGCCUGAGCAGGGGAACCCCUGGAGACGGGCUUUAUUUUGCAGCCAUUUUCCCACCUGCUUGCUGCUGCAGGAAGAGGAGGAUCACAACACUAGUUCUGGCCUGGGGGGUUUAUGGUGAUCAGACACCCAGCCCCACACUGAAACUGCAAGGAACACAAACUCAGUAAUUAGUUAUUUGAUUUCUACAAAACUUGGAACUACAAAAAAAAACAACAACAACAAAAUAAGUGUUUUUAGGAUAUGUAUAAUUAGCACUAAAAGGCUCUGUCCUAUUAAUUUGCAAAAACAAGGAAUUAGAGGAUUAUUAUUUCCAGGGAUAUCUCUAAUUAGCCUCAGAAGGAUUUGAUGUGAUGAAUUUGCAGAUCUGAAGCAUAAGAGCUUAUUCAUUUCCAGACGAUCAGCACAAUUAUCCCCACAAGGAUCUGCACCUAUCAGUUUGUGUAUUUAUGGAAUUGUGAGCCCACCACUGAGGUUUGCCACCCUGAGGCCUUCAUGCUGGAUGUAUGUGGUCAUCUGAUCCUCACCACCAUUAAAAAUGGGGGAUUUUUAUGACCCAGAACACCCAACCGAAUCAGGGAAAGAUGAGGAGACUGCACUGGAGGAAAUCGCGAGGUGUCAGGGGACCAGCUCAUUAACUGAGCCCCCUCUAACGGAAGAAGAGGAUGAGGCCAAGAAUGAAGACAUACAGAAAACAGUCUUCAAUAAACCUGCUACUUUCAAGGCUCUUUCCUCAAGCCGGUUUUUACCAAAGGGAACCAAGUCGAAGGUGAACUUAGAACAGCAAGGACGACAGAAGGUUUCAUUCAGUUUCAGCUUCACAAAGAAAACCUUGCAAAAUCGGUUACUACCCCCUCUGGGUAAUGAAAAACAAAAUGAUGCCCCAAGCCCCUUACCCAUGCUUAACGCAGCAGAACAUAUUACAAAACUUAAAAUGGAGUUCACAGAGUCCACUGGUUCAAGUGAAGAGUUUUCUCCACCUAAACCUAAGGUGGAACGUGGAAAAAUACAUUUCAAGAAACACCUUAUAAGUGUUACAAACAAACUUCCAGUUUCACCCCCACCUUUAUUACAACCUUCUAUUGUUCUUCCAUCUCCAGUAUUCACCUCCUCUUUGACAUCAACAGAAGAAACAUUAAACACUUCUACGGAGUCCGAAACAUCAUCAUCAUCUCUUAAAUUAACUGUAGCAUCCACAGCUGAAAACGCUCCUUCUUUUGUAACGUUUCAGAAUCCAUUGAAUGAUGAUUUGUCCUCUACAUCAGCAAAUGCAAGUGAAAACUUAUUGUCACCAGAACCAAUUGUUUUUGACGGCAAACAGGACAUUGUUUCAACUGUAGAAACACAGUGUGUUCAGAGGACCUCUGAGAAGGACGUUUUACUGACUCCAAAAGAAAAUUCACAUUAUGGGAAGGAAGAAAAGAGCUUAAAUUGUUCCCAAACCGUUAAGUCAAACCCUAGUCCAGAAAAGGCAAGUGCUAAAUCUAAGUUCUCACACUCGGAUGGAAACGUUCUUGGUUCAGAAUCAGAUGGAGAUUCGGUCCAAACAUCUUCAAGUCAUAGAUCACAGGAUUUAAAACAUGCUGCGAGUAAAGAGAGAGACUCAAAAAGAAGCUCAGGGUCAUUAAGAAAUGAUGAUACUGGAAAAUAUUCUUCCUCAAGAUCAAAAUCUGGGAAAGAUGAAAAACAUUUUAGCUACUCCAAAUCAGACCGAGAGUCAAAGUAUUCUUACUCACAUUCUAGGUCAGAACGUGACAGGAGGAGGAGUAGGUCCCGCUCAGGAUCACGGUCUAAAUCGGACAGAGUUUCAAAAGGAAGUUCCUCUUAUUCUAGAUCAGAUCGAUCACAUUAUUAUGAGUCUGAGCGAAGAUACCAUCGAAGCUCACCUUACAGAACACGCUAUUCUCGUUCUUAUACAGAUAGUAAAGCAAGAGACAGUUCUGAUUCAGAUGAUGACUACAGAAGGAGCUAUUCUAAAUCAAGUGAAUCCAGGCGCCCAUCAUCUUCAUCUCAUUCCUCAUCCUACAGAGAUUCUAGAAAUUCUUACCAUUCGAAAUAUGAAAGAACAUCUAAGAGAGAGUCUUCUUAUGACAAUGUGGAUCGGAAAGAAAGAACCUCAAGCCGUUCUGAAAAAGAUAAUAAGAAGGCUUCAGAACCAACUCGAAAAGGUUCUCCUCAAAAAGAAACAGAGAGUAGAGGAGGAUCAUCAAACUCAAAAGCGGACUACAGUGUGAGUUCCAGUUCAAGAUCAAAUUCAUCCAAAACGGUAGAUGUCAAGCAAGACUAUUUUAAUUCUGGGUCCAAAAGCUCAAAAUGGGAUGUAGAAAAGAAGCUUUCACCAAUCUAUUCAGGUAAAGAGGAGCACAAAACUUUUAAAAAAGAGGAACUUUUCUCUGUAACUUUUCCUGUCCACACAAAGACUGUUUUGCCAGAGCAGCAACAAACACCCCACCUUUAUUCUAACAAGAAGAACAUCAAGGUAUCUUUAAUACAUUCACCAAGUUUUGAUGAUGAAUUUAACAAAUAUAGUAAGAAAAUACAAGGCAUGAUAACAUCAAAGCGUGCUGAAAGUCAAAGCCCUGUUCAAGAAAAUUUUACUAUGUCUCCCAAAGAAUCAUGGGAGUUUGUAACACUCAGUAGCACUGAUGAUGUAAUGGAGGAGGAAGAUGUUUUGGCAGCUUCUGAUAACUGUGUAAGUACAAUGAGUGUACCUGUAGUUGAAGAUUCUAAAGAAAUAAGCCUUGUAGCUUCUUCAGAAGUUGAAAACACAUGUGAACCUGAAACUAUAUUAAAUCAUACAGAAAUAACUGAUUCAGGCUCAGGAGCUUUAGAUGAUGAAACAAAUGAAUCCCAAUUAUCUUUAGGACCAGGUGAAAUCAAAAGUGCAUGCAUAAAUCUGGAUAAUUCAAAACUAUUGACUGUAACUGAUACUGAAAACCAAGAAUUAGUUUUAAAUGGUUCCAAAGACUCAAGCCUUCCAUGUAAUAGCAACAAUACAUCUUUUUCUGAUUAUGAUACAACCCCUGCAGAUGAAUCUAAACAGUCUGAACCUGUACAAAAUGAUGAGAACAAUAUGUCCUUUACAGAGUAUUGUGCUGACCAACAAAUUACUGUAACAGAGAGCCUUAUUUCAGAGAGACCAAAUGUGCUUGAGAACACUCAUAAUGACCUUAUGCAAAAUGAAGACAUUAUUGAAACAAAUGAUCCGCCCAUUAGUAUAAACAGUGUUCAAAGUCAGGAUUGUCAUCUACUAGUGGAUGGACAUGUUUUGAAAAAUGAAACGGAUAAUGACUCUCCAACACUGGCAUCUGCAGAGAUCAAUCAAGUCAAUGAGUUGAUGCAAACAAGCUUGGUACAUGAACAUUUAGAGGUCUCAUCAGUUUCUACUGUCUCAAGCCAAGAGGAAUCUUCUGUAGUAAACCAACAAAGUGCAGAGCAGGAAAGUGUUGUAGAAGAAGUAAACAUGUCAAAUGAUUUGACUUGGCAAACAGAAGUCCAUAUAACAAGUGAUAAAGAAAACAUGUCUGAGGAAAAUGUACCUUCUGACACACAGGAAAGUAGCAUAGCCUUAGACAAGCUUGUAGUUGAAAUCCCUCCAAAAAAAUGUGAUAACAGCAAAAAAGCAUCUGUGUUUAUUAGUGCUGUAAGGGACUAUUAUUCUGACACUGAAGAAAGCAAUAGUGAUGAAAGUGACACAGAAGAUUGUGAUUCAGAUGAUAGCAGCAUGCCCAGAUGCCGCUUGCAUUCUGUUGUAGUAGUCCCCAAAAAUUCCACUAUAGUAAAGGAGGAAACUUGCCCUUCAUCAUCUCCAUGUCACCAGGGACUUCCCAUGUUGUCUGAUAAUGAGGACGUUGAGAAGCCAGAGCAAAUGUCAUCUGUUGAGCAUUUGGAAUGUGUGGAAAAAGAAGAUAAAGAAAGCAGCAACUUACCUAGCAAAUUGGAUGAAGGACCUGAAGUUAUUGCAACCGAGCAAAGUGGGACCCUUACUAAAACACUUGAACCAAAUACUGAACAACAUCAACCCGAUGGAGUUGUUAGUACAAGUCAGCCUGAGGGCUUUGUCCAUGCAAAUGGAGAUAACUCUGUUGAAAAUAAUGCAGAGAAAGAGCCCAUUGACUUAAAUAAAGAAAGUAGUCACCAGCAUGCCGAGAUGGAGCCACCACCCCACCCUUCUAAUUUUGAAAGUUCCUACCAGCAGCCAUUACCAAGUUCUGCCGGAAGGCCAGAUAGUAGGCAGGAGAUCCCAGCCGUUGCGCAAACUUGUGCACCAAAGGAUUUUUCUAAAAUAGAUGGCUUUCAGACAACAGACUUAUCUAGCCUUGGUUGGGACUUCAGCCAACCAGAAAAACCCAGCAGUACUUACCAGCAACCCGACAGUAGUUACGUGUAUUCUGAUUACCUUUACCAGCAGGACUCUGAAGAGUAUGAUUCUUCAAAGACUUAUAGAGAAGGCAACGGUUAUUGGCAUUCAGGAUUUCACAACAAAGGUUCUAAAGGCCAUUAUGAGAGAUCUUGUGAUCCAAUACCUGAUUCUGUUACAAAUUGUUAUGAGGAAGACGAAGAUUACACUUGGAGAACAGAACAUGGGGAAAACCUUUCAUUCCAGCCAAACGUGAUAUAUACUGAAAGACUUGGGGCAACUGGCUCAGUGCAGGCUCAUGAAAUCAGUAGCAACUCCACAAAGGAACCUGUCCAACCUAUUAAGAAAAGGGAAGCUCCAGUAAAGAUCUCUAACUUAAAAGAUCGGGGGCCUCCAAAGAAAAGGAGACAGGAAGUGGAGAGUGAGUCUGAAAGCGAUUUAGACCUGCGUGACAAAAAUGUCAAGGUUGAAGCAAAUCUGAUGGACUCUUUGCUUUUGAGAGAUGAACCUAAAGGCAUUCUGUGCUGUAUGGAUGACUUCAGGGACACUCAGCAUUGGAAGGACUUUUCCAGACAGCGCAAAAUGCCUCCUUUCUUUGAUCUCAUUGAAGAGAAUGUUUACUUAACAGAAAGAAAGAAAAACAAGUGCCACCGGGACAUUAAGAGGAUGCAGUGUGAAUGUCCACCACUCUCCAAAGAGGAGCGCGCUCAGGGCAAAGUGUCGUGUGGAGAAGAUUGUCUGAAUCGGCUACUCAUGAUAGAAUGCUCCUCGAGGUGCCCAAAUGGAGACUACUGUUCCAACCGGCGUUUCCAGCGUAAACAGCAUGCAGACGUUGAAGUGCUCUUGACAGACAAGAAAGGCUGGGGAUUACGAGCUGGCAAAGAGCUUAGCCCGAACGCGUUUGUGCUGGAGUAUUGUGGGGAGGUCUUGGACCAUAAAGAGUUUAAAGCUCGUGUCAAAGAGUAUGCUCGCUGCAAAAACAUCCACUAUUAUUUCAUGGCGCUAAAGAAUGAUGAGAUCAUUGAUGCCACCCAGAAAGGCAACUGCUCCCGUUUCAUGAACCAUAGCUGUGAGCCCAACUGUGAGACACAGAAGUGGACCGUGAAUGGACAACUUCGCGUUGGCUUCUUUACUACUCGGGUGGUUCCUGCUGGUUCAGAGUUGACAUUUGAUUAUCAGUUUCAGAGAUACGGUAAAGAAGCUCAGAAAUGCUUUUGUGGUUCUGCAAAUUGCCGGGGUUACAUUGGUGGUGAAAACCGUGUCAGUAUUCGAGCAGCCGGAGGAAAGAUGAAAAAGGAGAGAUCCCGUAAAAAGGAUUCAGUUGAUGGGGAGCUGGAGGCCCUACUGGAGAAUGGAGAAGGCCUCUCUGACAAAAACCAGGUCCUCAGUUUAUCCCGGCUCAUGGUCAGGAUCGAAACUCUAGAACAGAAACUCACCUGCCUCAAACUGAUAAAGAAUACACAGUCUCAGUCUUGCCUGAAAUUUUUUCUUGAGUGCCACGGUCUCUCCCUACUUUGGAUCUGGAUGGCGGAACUUGGUGACAGCCGAGGAAAUACCAAUAAUAGCAUCAAGCUACAACUCGAGAUCAUUAAAACAUUGGAGCUCCUGCCUAUUCCAAAUAAAAAUAUGCUGGAGGAGAGCAAAAUUCUCCCGAUCAUUCAACGCUGGUCCCAGACAAAGACUACUAUCCCCCAGCUGAGUGAAGGUGAUGGAUACUCCAGUGAGAACACCUCCCGAGCCCACACGCCGCUCAAUACCCCAGCAAACACUCCUGACCCUGCUGUCAAAAUCAAUAUUGAGCACGACGGUGAAACUCCAAAAAAGUUGAUUUUACGGAGACUUAAAAUCAUUAGCGAGAACAGUAUGGACAGUGCAGUAUCUGAUGCAGCCAGUGAAGUGGAGGUCAAGGAAGUAUCUGAAAGAUCAGAAACACUGGCCACCAGCGAGCCUAAAGAUGUGCAGCUCUCAAAGGAUGAGGAUGCUAAUGGGGAGGUGAAGUCCGAGCUGCAGGAACAAACGCUUGAAGGGGAACAGCCACAUGAACCUCGGCUUUCCACCAUCAAGACUGAGUCUGACCUUUCAUCAGAUUUGGGCAAAGCAGCUGGAGCGGAAAGCAACGGCCUGAAAGGGGAAGAGAACUCUGCAGUGGAAACGCCGUCUCAGGAUGAGGAGGAAGGCGUCUCUGAUGUAGAGAGCGAGAGAAGCCAAGAACAGGUGGACAAAACGGUAGACAUGAGUGACCUGGCAGUCAAACUGUUAGAGGGCUGGAAAGAUUUAAAGGAGGUGUAUCGUAUUCCCAAGAAGAGUCAAGCGGAGAAGGAAAUGCAUGACCGCUGGAGAGAAUCUUCUGGACCGGUUUACCAGACACCUCAUGUGAAGGGACAGGGGCGAGAACGAGACUCUGAAAGGCAGAGCCAGAGGAAGCGCAGGCAGUCGCCAUCACCGCCACCGCCGUUUUAUGAACGCAACCCAAAGAGAGGCGAUGACAGCAGAUACGAUACCCCAGUUUCCUCCAAGAAGAAGGGCCGGAACCAGGAAAGGAAAAAGCUGUCCACAGAGGAACGCAGGAAGCUGUUUGAGCAAGAGGUGGCUCAACGGGAAGCCCAAAAGCAACAGCAGCAAAUGCAGAACCUCGGCAUCGCAUCCCCUAUCCCUUAUGAGUCCAUUCCAUAUAAUGCCCAGCUGCCUCCACCUUUCAUUACCUACCCUCAAGGUUAUCCCCACCAGCCCUACUUGAAUUCCAUAAACCCGAAUGCGGGGAAGGUGCUAUUACCCACUCCUCCAGUAGACAUGUCGCCUAACAGUUAUGACCCCUCCCAGGCUAUGGCUGUAAAUCCAGCCAUGGUGACCCCACAACAAGUUCCUAUGGUGCAACAUGUAGCAGCCCCUAUGGACAUUUCAACGCAGCAGUAUGUAGCCCAGAGCGAAGCCCUUGUCCCUCAGGAGCCUAAUAUGGCUGUUAUUCCAGGGCCACCACCUAACACUGUACCUGCCCAGAGUUAUGGAGUCUGGGACCCCAACCAUCAAGCAGUGGCAGUGCAGCAGCAAUCCCAGCCUCAGUACUCGCCUGCUCCCUCACAGUCCACCAUCUACUACCAAGGACAACCAUGCCAAACCGUGUAUGGUGUCACCACCCCUUACCCGCAGACUGCACCGCCCAUUGUACAGAGCUACCCACAACCCGGCUUGCAGUAUAUCCCUAACCAGCAGAUCUACGCACCUCACCCCCAGGGGCUGGUAAUGCAGCAGGCACCCAUAGUGACCACGAUCGUAGAUCCAGGUCAGCCUCAAGCACUGCAGCAGCCUGAAAUGGUAUUACCAGCAAACAAUAUCCUCGAUCUCCCUCCUCCAUCACCUCCCAAGCCCAAAACUAUUGUCCUUCCUCCUGAAUGGAAAACGGCACGGGAUCCUGAAGGCAAAAUCUACUAUUACCAUGUAAUAACCAGGCAAACCCAGUGGGAUCCCCCAUCAUGGGACAGUGCAGGAGAGGAUGGGAUUAGCAUUGAUAAUGAGGCAGAAAUGGACUUGGGAACACCUACAUAUGAUGAGAACCCAAUGAAGUCUUCCAAAAAAGCCAAAACCGCCGAAGCAGACACGUCAAGUGAGCUAGCGAAAAAGAGCAAGGAGGUUUUCCGGAAGGAGAUGUCUCAGUUCAUCGUGCAGUGUCUGAACCCAUACAGAAAACCAGACUGCAAGAUGGGACGAAUAAAUACAACUGAAGACUUCAAACAUCUUGCACGAAAGCUCACUCACGGUGUAAUGAACAAGGAGCUGAAAUACUGCAAAAACCCUGAAGACUUGGACUGUAACGAAAACGUAAAACACAAAACGAAGGAAUACAUUAAGAAAUACAUGCAGAAAUUUGGAUCAAUUUACAAACCUAAAGAGGAUAUAGACUUUGAUUAGCCUCCUCUACUCAUAAAUUAAAUGGAUUUAUUUUUUAUUUUCCCCAUAGGAAUUAACACCUAAGCUGCCAGGAGGCAGUCACCAGCUACUAUCGCAAUGUAUGGGGUUUCAGUGUACAGUAAAAAAAACACCAUAGUAUUUAAUAGGAUAUUUCAUAUGACACUUUAUAUCAAUAGUGUAUGAAUAAUUCUAACACAAUAAAUGUGUGAAUCCAUUUGAAAACAAACUGUUAUUGCUAUUGAUAAGGGUUUGGAAGGGGACUUUGAGAGAGAGUAAGGCAAAUUCUAUUUUCGCUCCAUCUCUUCGUCCCAUUCCCGUCUCUCACCCUGUUCCUUAACUGUACAGCGCAAUAAAUUGUGGGCAUCUUUAUUAUUUUAUUUUAAUUUUUUUUAUUAUUAUUUUUCCUUUCCGGAGGAUCUGUAUGAUAUUUUAACAUAUUAUGUGAAUAUAUUGAUAUAUAUUUUGUUUUCCUCUUCCACCAAACACACAUUACAUUAACUCUUCCUUCUAAGAAGUGUUGUCUGCCAGGUUUAAUCAUGUAAAUAUUCUAUUAUCUACAGCCAAUUUUGUGUUUAUUUUAUGUUCACUGUAUCUUUAAGUUUUGCUAUUUCUGGCAGCUUUUGUGCAUUGUUGAUGAGAUUUGAUUUUACGACCUAUAUCAUUUUACGUAAGAAAAAAAAAAUUUUACUGAAUUUUUUUAUGUAUAAAAGAAAAAAAGAGAAUAAAAUACAUUUGCCUAUGAUGGUAUGUAAGAAUCGCUACAA
Molecule: messenger RNA, 9081 nt
Organism: Bombina bombina (fire-bellied toad)
Lineage: Eukaryota; Metazoa; Chordata; Amphibia; Anura; Bombinatoridae
Gene: SETD2
Product: SET domain containing 2, histone lysine methyltransferase
Exons: 22
Coding region: 590-8317 (2575 amino acids)
Biological process (GO): regulation of DNA-templated transcription
Cellular component (GO): nucleus; chromosome
Molecular function (GO): protein binding; histone H3K36 methyltransferase activity
Source: RefSeq, a predicted model, not a curated record